UUAUAUAUGGAGUACUUGUAACUCUUAUUUAUUUUUCAUUAAAAAAUGUGAGUGCAGUGCUGGAUUCUGAUGAUUCCAACAGCAGAAAUGCUAGUGCGAUCGAAAGAAGUUCAAGACAAUUCUUUCCUUAUUAUGGAUUUGGAGUGGGGUUGGUGAGAUUCGAAAACAGCAUUUGUACUGGUUCUAGUGGUCUUAUGGGAAGUUGUUACAGGAGGAGACAAUGCUCCGAAUUUGACGGGAUCGGAUCUACCAGCUGUGCCAGCGGAAUAGGGGUAUGCUGUAUAAUCAAUAGGUCUUGUGGUGAAACAUCAAGCUACAAUAAUACUUACUUUGUGAGUCCAGGAUUUCCAAAUGUUUACUCCUCUAGAACUAUAUGCACACAUACCAUACAAAAGAUCAACUCCGAUGUAUGCCAGGUGAGAAUCGACUUUCUCACGUUGAGACUGGCUCAACCCGAUAGCAACGGUACCUGCAACACCGACGCCCUCUUCAUCUCAGGAGGCGCUUCUACGGUGCCCAUCCUCUGCGGCGAUAAUACCGGCCAGCACGUGUACGUCGAUUUCAACGGAAACGCCAACAUCGUCAUCACGGUCAGCGUCGGCGGCGCUGCGUCCACGGCUUGGAACAUCAGAGCUGCGCAGAUCAACUGCAACUGUCCUCAAAGAGCUCCUUCAGGUUGUCUUCAGUUUUUCAACGCAACAAGUGGAACAGUAACAAGUUUCAACUAUGGUUCUGCAGCAGCACAGAAUGGAACACGGCAAAUGGCCAAUCUGAACUAUGGCAUAUGCAUUGCCACUAUCAACAGAUAUUGUGGCAUUCAAUGGAGUGGGUCAGGCACCUUCAAGUUUGCAGUAUCAAAUAACACAUAUAACUCCAUAGCAGAUGGAACAAUUGGAACAAUAGCUGCCGAAAAUUUUGGAUCUGCUUGCACAUCGGAUUUCAUUGUUAUACCUGGACCCAUUCUAUCUUCUAACUCCACCAAAUUAACUUCAGACAGAUUUUGUGGCAAUGGAUUCGCAACAGUGCUUAGCGUUUACAAGAUCAAAUGCUCUGAUUGCAGUGCAGAAUACGUUGGUCAGACAGGAAGAUCUUUUUUCACCAGGAUAGCAGAACAUAAAAAUACAAUUGACAAAUAUAGUAACUUUGAUAUUAUCAACACUACAUCUUCGUUCGCAAACCAUAUUCUCGAGAAUAAACACAAACAUAAUAUACUACAAGAUUUUGAAGUCCUACAUGUUCAUCCUAAAGGCAAAAAGCUUAACCUUCUGGAACUUUUAGAAAUCAAUAGAUCUGCUCAUUCAAAUUCAACUGUAUACUGUAUAGAAGUGAUUGAGCUAUGUCAUGCUUUCAAUAAUUUUUCAGAAUCAUAUCGUUUGUGGACAUUAAGUACAAAUAAUGAAAUCAAUUUAGUUUCAUUUCUUCUCUUCGACAGAAUGAUUACUGAAAGAAAUGUGAAAUGUCCUAUUUUUUUAGGUUACACCAAACCCUUCGUUCUCACAGUGGUAACCGAUUCUAAUGAAGUGAACGAUACCGGUAAUCUAGGAUUUUCACUGGACUUUAGUCAGUUGCGAUGCAGUGGAUCCAUUCUUCUAGGGUAA
This is a messenger RNA of Phaedon cochleariae (mustard beetle), 1598 nucleotides long. Lineage: Eukaryota; Metazoa; Arthropoda; Insecta; Coleoptera; Chrysomelidae. The record is from the annotation of a GenBank genome assembly.